This is a messenger RNA of Pelodiscus sinensis (Chinese soft-shelled turtle), 1388 nucleotides long. NCBI's taxonomy places the organism in Eukaryota, Metazoa, Chordata, Testudines, Trionychidae. The record is from RefSeq and is a predicted model, not a curated record.
AUGGGCCUGUCCACGGAUAUUGCCGGUCCAGAAAAUGUCAACCUGGAACGCUGCCAACUCAACCCUUUCACCCACGGAUUGCGACACGUUUGUCACCGAGCAAGCUUCUGGGCCGAUAGGACGCCCGUUCACGAGAUCGCGAACGGCGCCUGCGUGAACCUGCUCACCUACGACGCGAUCACCCCCUUGCACGAGGCCAGCCUGCGAGGCCAGACGCAGUGCGUGGAGCUCUUGCUCUCCGCAGGGGCCCAGGUGGAUGCCAGGAACAUCGACGGCAGCACUCCCCUGUGCGAUGCAUGCGCCUCGGGCAGCGUCGAGUGUGUGAAAGUGCUCCUGUCCCACGGGGCGAAGGUGAAUCCUCCGCUCUACACGGCGUCCCCUCUCCACGAAGCCUGCAUGAACGGGAGUUCGGAGUGCGUGCGGCUUUUGAUAGAGGUCGGGGCCAAACUGGAGGCCCACGACUGCCACUUCGGAACCCCUCUGCACGUGGCCUGUGCCCGGGAGCAUGUGGAUUGCGUCAAGUUACUGCUCAAUGCAGGGGCAAAUGUGAAUGCAGCCAAACUCCAUGAGACAGCCCUUCACCACGCAGCCAAGGUGAAAAAUGUGGAUCUGGUAGAGAUGCUGAUUGAAUUUGGAGGAAACGUUUAUGCCCGGGACAACCGGGGGAAGAAACCGUCCGACUACACGUGUGAGACGAGCCCGACGGCCAAGUGCCUGCAGUACUAUGAAAAUGGGCGUUAUAUUUGCCCUUUUCCAGUCUUCUGGAAUCUCUUCCGUCUUCCAUGAAUUUCCAAAGGUAAUAGCUAAUGGCUCGUCCUCAGUCAGCUCCUUUGUGUUCUGGGAUGCAUUUCAUCAGGCCCUGAUGACCUGAAAACAUCUGAUUUGAUUAGGCAAUUUUUGUAAUUGUGCUUUUCCUAUUUUAGUCUCUGAUCCUACCUCAUUUUCACCGGCAUUUACUACAUUAGGCGUCCAAUCAGCACCAACCUUCUUGGUGAAAACCAGAAUGGAGUCAUUGAAAGCACCUUUGCCAUUUCCACAUUUCUCUUGUUAUCCCCCCCAUCCCUCCCGACGCACUCCAUGAGUAACAGGCCUGUCUUGUCCUUGGGCUUCUUCUUGCUUCUGACGUCUUUAUGGAAUGUUUUCUUGUCACCCUUUAUGCCUCUAGCUGGUUUGAUUUUGGCCUUUCCAGUUGUGUUCCUACGUACUUGUGUGGUUUGCUUAUGUUCAUCCUUUGUGAUUUGGCCUCGUUUCCACUUUUUGUAGGACUCUUUUUGGAUUUUCAGAUCACCAAAGAUCUCCUGGUUAAGCCAAGUGGCCUCUUGCCCUACUGUCUAUCUGUCCUGCACAGUGGGAUAAUUUGCUAUUGAACAUAAGAAUGGCCGUACUGG